This is a messenger RNA of Tetrahymena thermophila SB210, 603 nucleotides long. RefSeq names its product transmembrane protein, putative. The record is from RefSeq and is a predicted model, not a curated record. NCBI's taxonomy places the organism in Eukaryota, Ciliophora, Oligohymenophorea, Hymenostomatida, Tetrahymenidae. The transcript is spliced from 2 exons.
AUGCUUUUGCUUAAUAAUUAUCUAGAAAAGGGUAAUAAUUGUUCUCCUUUACUGUUUCCUCAUAUAAAGAUUUAAUUGGUUUUGAAGUCAUUUAUUUCCUUCCAUAUGAGGCAAGUGACGAUUGAGUCAAGCUUACAUCAUACGAUAUGUAACAUCUAAAGCUCAACAGAAAUUAUAUUAUUUUUUUUUCUACCAUAUUUUUUCGUUGUAUUUAUAACCAAAAUUUAAAAAUAGCAUGAUUUUCUCUAUACUACCUACUGCAAUCAACCAAAUAUUUUAAUUAAAUUUUUAUUUAUCAAUUAAUUUGUUAUUAAAUCUACUUUAAAUCUUAUAUUCUUUAAUUAAUUUCGUUUUACUGACAUACUGUGUAUAAUAGUAAUAUCUUUUUAGAUUAGAUUAGUUAGAUAGAUAGACGAUUAUUGCAUAUUCCUUUAUAACAAUUUUUACUCUUCUGACCCUCUAUUCAAAUCAAAUAAAUUAACUCACAUUUAUAUAUUAACUCCUAAAUCAUUCAUUUAUUCUUUUCAAGUAUGUUAUGUGAAAAAUUAGCUUUUUCUAUCUCAAGCAACUGCCUAUUUAUAUUUUUUCAAAAAAUCUAAUUGA